Chaetomium globosum CBS 148.51 is the source of this 897-nucleotide messenger RNA. RefSeq lists its product as uncharacterized. Lineage: Eukaryota; Fungi; Ascomycota; Sordariomycetes; Sordariales; Chaetomiaceae. Bases 1 to 897 code for a protein of 298 amino acids. The transcript is spliced from 4 exons. The record is from RefSeq and is a predicted model, not a curated record.
AUGGACCAACUGGCGAACAAAAAAGACAGACGGCUUGCCGGGUUUGAUGAUGUUUCUUUGGGUUCUAUGUGCGUACCCAUUGGGCCAUCCAAACGCCGUACCUGCUACCUAUGGCCCUUGAGUCUGACCAGAUUCGCAGGCGGCCUUCCAUUCGGGGUGUAUGCGAUUGCUCAGAACUUUAACAUACCUCUCCAAGUGCAGCCGCAGAUCUUCAUGGCUCUUUGCCUCGUGUCAUGGGCGCAGAUCCUUCUUUACCAUCGGUACGGUACUUUUUGGGGGUCUCAUCCAAGGGGACAAUCACUGAUGCUGCAUGAUAGCAACUGGCCUGCGUGGAAGGCUUCGCUGUUGGGUCUUGCGGUAGCCAUCAUCUUCGCGGGUGUUGAAGCCGCGCUGAUACUCACGUUAAAGCCGAUAUACGACCGAGGCAACGAGGUCCCGAUCAUGGUAGUAGGGAUAAUAGCUGCCGUUCUCCUCGCCGCCGGGCUUCUCCCACCAUACGGAGAGUUGUGGAAGCGGAGGGGGAGAGUAAUCGGAAUCAACUGGGGUUCCUUUAUUGAUGAGCUGACAAAUGCAGUUACCCAAAAUACCUUCGACGUCCUCGGGGGCGUCCUCUACAUCGUGUGCUGUAUUCUGGAGAUUGGCAUCUUCUCAUCUCACCUGAUAUGGCUGGCACGGACACGGAAGAUCCGGAAAGCAGCGGCUGCCGAAGGGAAAACCUUCGACGAUGUUGCCGCAGAGCAUGAGAUGCAUGGGACCCCGUUCAAAUUCGCUGAGAGGAAGGGACAAGGCCUUAGACUUUGGGGUAGUGGCACCUCCAACAAACCGAGCGGCAAGACACAAAGGAUACCCACAGACAGUGGUGAGGCGCAAAUGCAAGACGUGAAGCGAGAUUCAUAA